UGUGUAUAAAAGGUGUGUGUUACAACAGAUGCACAUACUCACCGCUCACUGCCAGCAAUGGAAACCUCUUCAGUCCUCCUUGUGUGCAUCCUGGUCACAUGUUCUGUCUGGACAGUCCAUGGGAGAAACUUAAAGGUCAAGACUGAUGAUCAGGUGGACGUCCAAACCUCUGUGGAGGCCGGCAGGCUUCCAGGUGUGUGCUGGGCGUGCAAGUGGGCUUUAGGUAAGGUGAAGAAAGUCUUGGGACCGAACGCCACUGCAGAGAACACGACUCCAAAGCUGUUGGCCGUCUGCAACGAAAUCGGCCUCCUGAAAGCUUUGUGCCGCAAAUUUGUGAAGAACCACCUCGGGGUAUUAAUCGAGGAGCUCACCACCACUGAUGAUGUGAGGACAAUCUGUGUCAACGCUGGAGCCUGCAAGCCGAAGGAGAUGUUGGACCUGCUCUUUUAUUCAAGCGGUGAGGAUUCACAAACUGAAAUGAACGAAUAUGCCUGGGGUUGAAUGCACAGAUAAUAACCAAACUGCCCUUGAUUGACAAGAAAAACGGAACUGCACACUCAGCACAUACGAAUACGAUCAACGAGCGCUUUCACCUUUCUUUUUGUCACUGCAUUCACUUUGCAAUUUCCCUUGUGCCUUUAUUUACUCUGCAAUUCCUCUGAUGUUCAUUUUUAUUGCGUAUCUGUGCAUUAAUGAUCAAUAAACAUUUGCAUUUCAAAUCUUA
This is a messenger RNA of Morone saxatilis (striped sea-bass), 724 nucleotides long. RefSeq names its product antimicrobial peptide NK-lysin-like. Lineage: Eukaryota; Metazoa; Chordata; Actinopteri; Moronidae. Bases 58 to 501 code for a protein of 147 amino acids. The transcript has 5 exons. The record is from RefSeq and is a predicted model, not a curated record. Gene Ontology annotation, biological process: defense response to bacterium.